Paramecium octaurelia is the source of this 1076-nucleotide messenger RNA. The record is from the annotation of a GenBank genome assembly. Lineage: Eukaryota; Ciliophora; Oligohymenophorea; Peniculida; Parameciidae.
AUGUAAAGAGCAUAAUCGGCAACACCUAAUUUUGGUAUUUUGAGUGACUAAACUAGACUUUCCUAUGGAAGAUAUGUUUAAGAUAGCAACUAGACAGACAUCAGGCUUUGGAAUUGAGGGAUAUGAAGCCCCAAAAAAGUACGUUGAUCCAAUUAAAUAAAUGGAAGAAAGAAAAUUUUUAACUUAAAAGAAAGGUAAAGUAAGUUAAUAAUGAUUAAGGUUAAAAAAAUAGAAAUCAUGUCACAAAACGAGGUCAUUAUUUAGAAGACUUGAAAAAAUUAUAUGAGAAGUUACCUGCACCAAACAAAUAUGAUAUUGUUAAACCAUGGGUUCCAUUAAAAUAAGAAGGAAGAGUCAAGAGUGCUCCAUAGAAGAGGUACAUAUUCUAAAUUUAUAUUAAAUAGAUGCACAUUUAUAGACUAAAUAUUCAAAGAAGCAAAAGUAAGAGGAGUUCCUGGAGCUGGUAAAUAUAAUGUGAUACCUACUCUCGAGGAUGUUUUAAAAUAAGUUGAAGAAGAUAAGAAGAAAAAAAUAGCGUAAUUGUUCUUAAAUUAUUAGAUAGACCAGUUGAAAGACCGACUUACUUAAAUGAAAUUUAACAUCUAGCUGUAAUCAAUCCAGGUCCUGGAAAUUAUAAUCCUCAUGUAAGAAUACUCUAGAAUUAUAAUAGAGAAUUGAAAAAAAACUAAAACUUAAUGAGACCAAGCCAGCUGAUUAGAUUGCAAAGCAUAAAGAAUAAGAUAGAAAGAGAGGUAAAUCAUGUUUGCCAGAUAUUGGAACAUAUAAUCCAGAGCCUGUUGAAUUCACAUCCUUUAACAAGUUGCAACAACUCUCAAAAAAGAAGGACAAAUCUGAUAAACAUGUUAAUAUUAUCAUAUAAUUUAUAGAAUUUUGGAAAAGAAGAUAGAUUUAAGGAUCCUAAAAAAAGUAAAUCGAAGUAACUUCCUGUGCCUGGUCCAGGAUAAUAUCCUAUGAUUGUAUAAUGGCCUGGUAAGGAGAAGGAUAAAAACAAUCCAAAAUAGAAGAACUAUUUGGAUGUCACCACUAGAGGCAUUUCUCGUUCAAUAUAUUAUUGA